AUGGAACUUGUCAUGCUAUGUCAAAAGAAAGUCAGAAGGUUUGAAGCAAAACCAAGAGGUAAAAAGUCAACGAGGAAGAAGAAGAUGAACAAUGAGAUAGAAGAGGAGGGAGAAGAAGAUGGAAGGAGAGGAGGGCUGGAGACGGUGAGAGAGAUUCAGUUUGAAGGGAGCAACAGUGGAACAGUGUCCAUGAACGGAGAGGACAACGUUUAUGUUGGAGUUGGUAAAGGAGACUCUAGCAUGGAGGCAUUGCGUUGGGCUCUUGACAAUCUCAUCACUUCUUCUUCUUCUACUCUUCUUUACCUCAUCCACGUCUUCCCUGAGACUCGCUCCAUCCCUUAUCCUUUGGGGAGGCUAACGAGGGAGCAAGCGAGUCAAGAACAACUUGAAACCUUUAUGUCUCAGGAAAGGGAGAAGAGAAGAACUCUGUUGAACAAGUUCAUUCAUGCCUGCUCUGCUUCUAAGGUGAAGGUGGAGACAAUACUGGUGGAGAGUGACUCGGUGGCAAAGGCUUUACAAGACCUCAUCACUAUUCUUCACAUUAAGAAGCUUGUUCUUGGGAUCGAUAAGUCUAGUGCAAGGAAAGCAAAUUCGACAAGAGGAAACAGUGUUCCUGAACAGAUAAUGAGGAGCACUGCAGCAGAACUGUGCGAGGUUAAGGUGAUAUGCCAAGGAAAAGAGAUAAAGAUGGAGGAGACAGUGAUGGAGAGAGUCCCCUCCAAGUCCCCAAAAGUGCAGGAGAGAACUCCCUCCAAGUCUCCAAAACAGCAGCGGCUGAAGAAAGAUCAAUCCAAUGACCCUUUUGCUUGCAUUUGCUUUUUCAGUAAGCCCAAAACUAACAGUUAAUGGAAUGAGAGACAAUGGAAGAUUAUUAUAUAUUUGUUAUGGUUUGAGUUUGGUUGAAUAGAAGGAACACAAAAUAACUUUGAUAAAUACUAACUGAGGUAACUAAAAAAGCAUAGAGAAAACAAACACUUGAUCAUCUUGCUCCACAUUGUCUUUAAAGUAAGAAUAGAGUACCAUAUCUCUAACCUUAACCGCUAGAAGAAAUCAAAUUCCAAAUAGUUAUCAGAGCCUUUCUCAGCAUUCAGAACCAAACCUGCUCUGCUGUCUUCUGGCCCAAUGGUGACUCUGCAACAUUCAAAGGUCCACUCUCCAGCUCAACUGGCUUUGGGAUCUCUGGUGGAGUAGCACACCUAAUCAAAGCCCAGUUCACACCUUCGAAGAACGGGUGCUGCUUAACCUCAGUGGCUCCUCUUUUGAACCCCAGCCGCUGCUGGGGCUCCUUCAUGAGCAGGCCUUUGAUGAGGUCUCUCGCUGCAAAACUCACCGCGGGUGUUUCCGGGAACCGUAGAGGCUGACCCACCACAUUGAACAGUGUCUGUCUGUUUCCCGAGAUCAAGGUGGCCACUAAACUUGGUACUUCCACUCGUCUUGCCAUCACUCAUUUUAGCAGAGGCGGAGCUGGUUUUGACGCUGCUGGCAAAGCCUGAUGUCUUCUUCUCCUGGUCCUUGGUGUCAAUAGUCAAUGAAUCUACAUGCUAGUUGUUAUCUGACUUUUGACAGUGCUACUACUAAAGCUGCUGCAACUACUCUCAUCGCUCACGUCACUGCUUGUGUUUCCCCUGCUCUUGCCACUCCCCAUGAAAUCAAGGUGGCCACUAAACUUGGUGCUUCCACUCGUAUACCUAGAAGAAGAAGAAGAAGAAGGAAGGAAGGAAGGAGAUACCUUGGGUGUGGACUGACGCAUAGGAGAUUCGAAGAAGAGACACAGAAAGGUAGUUGCUGUUAGAAUUGCAUGCAAGUUUGAUCACUUGAACUUCACUAGUGUUUUGGUAAUGUAGCCGGAAGCACCCGACAAGAACCCGGAGAGAGGAGGAUCCAGUCACAAACAAACAAGACUUGCUAAUAAAAGCUAUAAUACAUUUGGCUUCUUUUAUAUUUUGUCUUUUUUAUGAAAUUAAAUGAGGGGCUUUAGUUGCAUCAAUUUUCAAUAUCCGUAUAUCGUAUACAAAAAGGAAGUAAAAAAGGAGUGUGAGACCUAAAAAUGGAGACGGGAGGAAGUUAAUGCCGCAAGAAAUAAAGAAAAAGAAAGUUGAAUAAUUAUAAAUGUUUUACUUCUUAAGAAGGACUUCAAAUUUGUUUAUAAUUAUAAUGAUGAUAGAUCCCUUAUGUUUUUGUAGACAAUUAGAGGUAACAUUAUUUUUCAAUUAGAGGGAAAAUUAGUAGGUCUUGUAAGCGUUAAUGACUUUUGAGAAGAAGAAGAAAAAAAGGAGGAACAAGGCAUGCCAAAAGCAAAUAAGGAUUUGUACUCACUUCCCUCAUAAUGUUCCCAUUCACUUUGAAACUUUAUUUGGUUGGUUACAUGAGAAAUUUCAUACCAUGUGAUGAUAUUACCAUUGUUUCUUCUAGCUAUAUUGUACUUUUAGUUACAGACACAGAAACAGACAAAAACAUGAGGAUGAACCCAGUUCCUUAUCAUUAGUUUUAAACUUUUUGCAGUUAGCGGAAUAUUCGAUGACGACAAUCGCAUCACAUGCAGUUUGGAUUGGAACCAUUUUUAAAUCUCUCAAAACUCAAGAGAUUUGUGUUCCUCGAUAAUGACUAUCUUUUAAAAAAAUUAGUUUCUUUUAUCAAUAGGCAUCACACAAAGCCAAGUGUGAGUUCACUAAAACAUUGUUUACAUAUAGUCAUUGGCUUGUUUUGGCUAACUAAAAAAAAGAAUAUUCCAGUCAGUAGUAAUCGACCAGGAGUGUUUUGCAGCCAACAUUUUGGCCAAGUACAAGAUAUCCAUAUCUAGCUUACCUAUAACCAACCAUGCACUGGCGUUUCUGUUUCAAUCUGCAACGCAAGAAAUUAAAGGACACUUCUUUAUUACACAGACACACACCAUGCAAUACUUACUUCCAGGGGCGAAGCGAGACUUUAUUUUGACUGGGCGCAAAACAAAUAACAUAAAUUAAAAGUGAUAAAAAUAGUGAAAAAGUAGAGCAGAAGGAAGAUUGAACUCAGGUUGGUAAAAAACUAUGGGUGCAUCACAUCCAACUUAGCUACGUUUAACUUAUAUGUCCUACGUAAAAUACUAAACAUGUAAAAUAUAGUGGGUGCACGUGCACCCAUUGUUUCUAACCUAGCUUUGCCCCUGCUUACUUCAGGCUAAUGAAAUAAGACAUGGUUGGCUUUCAUGUUUGCAUGCUUUUGUAGCUAGAAGUCCUUCACGGAAUUAUAUGGUUUCCCGACAAUUAUUGGUUCUCUUUCAGUUGAACCACACAUCACAACAACCUUACAACCAACACCUAACAUUACGAAUACAAAAAUUAGAUGAUGUGCAAGACCAAAUCUGAAAUUUUAAAGACCAUAAACAUUUAUCAAGAACUUGAAUUUUUUUUUUAAGAAAACCGGAACCUAUUUCUAUGAAUAUAACCUUAGAGAAGUUCAAGAUUCUAUAGAGAAAUGAUCAAGGCCUUAUGGCACAUUAUGGUUUUAUCAUGUUCAAUGAGACAGAUUGGAUUUCCAUGCUGUAAGAUUCUUUAACCUGCAGAUUGACAAGUUAGUCACUCGUUAGGUAAGUUCUUUGGCUCAAUUUACCUACCACAAAAAGCGACAUAAUUUUCACAAAUUUAGAAACAAAGUGAAGUUAAUGCUACUGAUGAAUCUGAUUACCUUUUCUAGCUACAGUUUCUAUUCGACGGAAGUAGUGAUUGUGUAAAUUAUUGCUAAACUUUGACCCAAAAGAAAGAUUAUGGCUAACCAUCUAUUAGCUACACUUAAGUUCACUACUUUACUCCCAUCUUCAGCAGAAAUUAAACACCAAAACACUGAGAAAAUAUUCAUGAACAUGGUGUUCCCUAGAAUGUUUUUCCUGAUUCUGAUCCAAUUCUUUAUUUUACACACUGUUUCAGAAAGUUCUUGGCAGACACUGAGUGGUUAGAGACAAAGAGUUUCUUUCAUUUUUCUAAACAUGAUUUGUCAUUAUGUUCUUACACUGUAUUUAUGUGUUUUCGUUUUGACGGGGGAUAUUGGAAGUGUUGAGUCGAUUUGCUCAGUACUCUGGCCUUCACAUCAAUGCUACCAAGUCAUCGAUAUUCAUCUCAGGUGGUUGUGGGAGUGAAAUUUUGAAUGCAGCGGCUGAGAAAGGGAUAGGAGUUGGUACUUUACCAAUUUGUUAUCUAGGACUUCCAUUAACAACAAAGGCUCUAACAAAACAAGAUUAUGAACCUCUGAUUGACAAAGUAAGGACACGGUUGCUUUCUUGGGCUAAUAAGAAUGUCUCGUAUGCAGGUAGGCUGCAGUUAAUUAAAACAGUUAUUUACAGUAUCGUGAAUUUCUGGAGCUCUGCAUUCAUACUUCCUAUAGGCUGCUUAGAUACGAUCGAGGGUCUCUGUAGUGCUUUUCUCUAGUCCGGAACGGUCACUCAAACCCACAGCGCAAAAGUUGCAUGGGCUGAUUUGUGUUGUCCUAAGGAUGAAGGUGGCUUGGGACUGAGAAGGCUUAGAGAUACUACUUGGGUGUUUGCCUUAAGCCUUAUAUGGCGACUUUUUACAGGUCACUCUCUCUGGAAAUCAUGGAUUCAGGAAUAUCUGUUGCGACAUAGUUUCUUUUGGGACGUGAGGGAAAAUUCUCAGGGGUCCUGGAUUUGGAGAAAAUUGCUGAGGCUCCGUGGUGUUGUUUAUCAGUUCAUGCGCCAUGAAGUUUGAAAUGGUGAAUCGACAUACUUCUGGACUGACAACUGGAUGAAGGUAUGGAAGCUUAUUGAUAUUACCGGAGCGCAGGGCACACAUUAUCUUGGAAUAUUGAGACAACCUGUACCUGUGAAUGAAUCUGGGCCAGAUAUUGUUUUAUGGAAACAUGUGCAAGAUGACUACCAGAGCUGUUUCUCGGACAGUAGGACUUGGGAGCAGAUCAGAGACAGACGUGAAAAGGUAGCUUGGAGCAAUGUGGUAUGGUUUUCGCAGGCUGUCCCAAGGUAUUCUUUCAUCACUUGGCUCGCGAUCAAAAAUCGUUUGUCAACUGGAGAACAUAUGAGGAUGUGGGGAAUGCAGAAAGAUUGUUUGCUUUGUGGGGAGAAGAAUGAAACUAGAGAUCAUCUAUUUUUUGCUUGUCUCUAUAGCUAUAUGGUUUGGGUUCGUGUAACUGGAAGAUUGUUGGGUUCUCGCAUUACCCCGGACUGGCAGGACACGCUUGACAGGAUGCAUAGUGGUCGGGUUUCUAGACUGGAUAAAGUAUUGGAGAGAAUGGCAUUUCAGAUGACAGUCUAUCAUAUAUGGUGAGAAAGAAAUGCAAGGAGACAUGGGAGAGCUUGGAUACCGAUGGAGCAGCUUGCUCAUCAGAUUGAUAAAACCUUGAGAAACAGAAUCUCAUCAUUGGGAUAUUGGUAUGGAAGUAAACUGGAGGGACUCAUGAGGCGAUGGUUCGAAGUAACGACAUGAGUAUUUGGACGUCUUUAUACAAAUAACAUAGGCAAUAAGUCUUUUAAUCAUGCUUUAGCUCUUACAGUAAUUUAGCUUUGUUUUUCUUCACACAUGUAAAAUGCCUAUUCUUUUACCACUAUCAAUAAAUUUAAAAUUUCAUUAAAAAAAACAAAUAUUCACAUGUACACUGCUUUAUAAAAAAAGUGUCUACACAUAUGAGGAAUUUGGCUAGAUUUGGAUAAUAUUUGGAUAAUAUUUGGAUAUUUAAUGUCUUUUUGAGUUUUUAAUGCACACUAACUAUAUAUAGAACCAAUGUUCAAGAAAUCUUUAGAGCUUCUUCGGCGUUUUAUAUGGGAUUAUUGAUUAAGCGGAUGCCUAGACCGAUUUUCUAACAAUAUCGUUCUGAAAAAUCAUUUAGUCUAGUCCGAUUAGUCGAUUAGGCUGACAUUUUAGCUGAACAUCACAUGAAUCUUUUCUUGAAAUACAAUUUUAUGUUUUCUUAGAAUGCAGUGUAUUUAGCUGAACAUCAAGAAUCAAUGUGGUAGAUGUUGUGCUAAAUAAAACGCAGAGCCAAGCUACUCAAGAAGGCCUAACAACUUCAUGAAUAGCAAUAUUUUUCCAGUCUACUGAUAAGUCUGUCUUAAUCGCGUUUAACGACAAGAUGAUAAUGUUACCUGGCCAACUGGUGUAUAGAGUGGAUGAAGACAUCCAUAAUGUCACAGAUUCUGCAAUCAGAGACAUCAUGAGUUUCACAGGCACUAUUAUCAUCAGUAUGAACUUGGAUUUACCCUACAAUGGAGGAGGGCUUGUCAGGCUUAAGAAGACGGAUGUAGUUUCAUGACUGAAAGCAAGUGGGGUUCGUGUGUUCGUAGAGACAUUUAGCAACGAAUUUGUAAUUCAACCGCUUGAUCUUUUCUCGGAUUCAAUGGUUGAGAUAGACUUCCUUGUCCAGAGGGCUAAGAUUGAUGGUAUCAUCACUGACUUCUCAACAACCACUGCAAGAUACAGAAGUAAAACAAAGAGUCUCUCCUCUUCUCACUCUUGCUUCUUUAAAGUUUUUUUGAGACAAUCUGCAAUCAUAUUUGAUUGCAUAGAACCAAUGCUACAGAGAGAUGGGUCUGUUUAGAACCGGUGAGCUCUUACUUUUCGCAAAUCCAAUGCUUCUUUCACCAUCUCAAGCUCCAUAUCCAUUACUAGUUAAGUCAGAUGUCAUGGAAUCGCCACUGCCUGAAGUAAGAAGCCGCCUCCUUCUUAUGCGGCAUCAAAGGCAGUGGCAAAAGCAUUACACGGGAAGUGCUUGUAACGAACUUAAACUGCAGUAUCCGACAGUAAAACUAUGAAUAACAACAUUUAAUUAGUAUGUCAUUCUUCGUUUAAGAUUUCAAUAAGGUAUCUGAAAAAUUAAAAUAAGAAGAGGAUUAAUAUUAAUAUGGCAAUGGAUAAGUUUAAUUAAUGUCCCUGCCAUUGUUGACACAGGUCAAAGCUCAAACAAAUAUUACAAACAAGCUCACAUAAUCUGUUUUCAUUCUGCUAAUCUCUAGUUGAACCUUCAAAACUUCUUUGUACUUAUGGGAACAGCAAAUCUAAUAGCAUACAUGGUCCAUCAAUGGAGGUGACACACAGUUUAAGAAAUUGACCUUAUCUCAUGCUAGAAAUGUUAUGGAGGCCCAAUGAUGAGUUAUGUGAAGAUAGUUUCUCAUGCUAGUAAUCUUUACUUAAGGUUUCCAGCUAAGAUAAAAUUUUGAUCCCAUUUAAUUAAAUGACAGUAUCCUCACAAAUACAGAAAAAGUAGCAAAUAAUGCCCCUGAAGAAUCUGAUUAUGUUUUGAAGUCAAACUCUCCAUUUUAAGAAAGUAGUAGUUUGUGUAAAGUAUUUGCUAAAAAGUUCAUGUGUACAAUUAUUCACUCCAUCGUCAGCAAGAAAAGUAAAAAUAAAACACUUAUCCAUGGCUUGCCCUAGAAUGGUUCUACUGCUUCUGAUCAAGUUUUUUCUAAUUUUAGAGACUGUUUCAGCCAGUUUUUGCCAGACAUUUAGGCCCUCUUCGUUUGCUCAUCCAUGUGAUCCAUCUGGGUGAAGAUGCAAAUUGAUGUUCGUUUUGUGCAUUAUAAUGUUACAUCCAGAUGGAUCACCCAGCUGAAUUUUUAAAAACUCAUAUCAAAUUCUCACCCAAAUAAAGGUGAGUCUUGAUGGUGCAUCUGGAUGCAGAUGCAUCUAUUUCAGUCUAAAAUGAUAAAUGACAAAAAUGACCUUUUAAAAUCAAAAUAUUAUUUUCAAACCGUAAAUUCUAUUUUUUUGCUUAUACAUUUUUCCACUAUAACCCAAAAAUGUAUUUUCUCGCAAAAACUAAAAAACACACUUUCCCGCCAAAACUGCAAGAUACGUUUUUCCGUAAAAAAAGUUAAAACACACAUUUUCAUAAAAACACAUUUUUCGGCUAAACGAGUAAAAUCGCAAUUUUCGACCAAAACAAAAAAAACACAUUUUCUCGUCAAAACAAAAAAAAUGCAUUUUCCCGCCAAAACCGGAAAAACGCAUAUUCCCACCAAAACUCCAAAAAGCAUUUUCCGG
Molecule: messenger RNA, 7979 nt
Organism: Brassica napus (rape)
Lineage: Eukaryota; Viridiplantae; Streptophyta; Magnoliopsida; Brassicales; Brassicaceae
Product: U-box domain-containing protein 37-like
Exons: 5
Coding region: 1-846 (281 amino acids)
Source: RefSeq, a predicted model, not a curated record